UUUGUAAAUAUCUUAUCUGUUCGAAACAAAUUAUACGCUGCGCUUGCUAUCAUUACUUUCAAAGGCAUUUAAUGUUGAUGCCUGUUACACCACUAUCAGUCGUUUUAUACCAGUGGUGUCGACAUGACCGCGGAAAGAGGUGAGAAGUUGAUCCGUAGGGUAACGUGGCCACAAUGGAUCGCUGGUAUCGAAGUUUUGUUGUUAGUGACUCAAGUCGGAUCAAUAGGAGCCUGGUCAUCUCCGUACAUCGGCCAGUUAACUUCCACCGAAUCCGAACCCGUGCUCACGAUGACAGAAGUAUCUUGGGUGGUGUCGUUGAUGAACGUAGGAAGGCUGUUCGGGGCAAUCUUCGGUGCAUUGUGCGUCAACUAUCUCGGCAGUAAAACGACAGUUCUGAUCACCAGUAUACCGGUGGCUUUCUGUUGGCUCUUCAUGUUACUGGCUGACAGCGUCGAGUGGUUGUACGCCGCCAGAAUCUCCGGCGGCGCCAGCUUAGGCAUGAUCUAUAGCUGUUUUUCUCUGUAUCUGGCAGAAAUAGCGGAUCCAAAAAUUCGAGGCGCCUUGAUUGCCGUUGGUAUGACCGGUUUACCAUUUGGCAACUUGAUUAUCUGCAUCAUGGGAGCUUAUCUACCUUUCAAGGUGUCAGCAGCGAUCGCCCUCGGUCCUUGUAUCAUCUUGACGGUCUUCCUAUUUCUGCUACCGGAAUCACCGCAUCAUUUGAUCAAGAAGCACAUGGACGAGAAGGCAAAGGCGUCGAUACGCUGGUAUCAUCGCAACUGUGACCUCGAAUCGGAAUUUAACAAUUUAGAAAAGUUUCUGAAUCUCCGUGACCAAUCGUUACUCGAUACUCUGAAAGAGCUCAAGGCACCGCAUUUCAGGAAGUCGAUCCUCAUAGUCAGUGUACUGUUUAUUUACAGUCAGCUGUCUGGAAUUAACAAUAUCCUGCUGUACAUGGAAUCCAUCUUAACAUUGGCUAAAGUUAGCGUAUUAGGACCCGCGCAAGUGGUGAUAAUAGUGAUGUGUUUUGGAAACAUUGGAUCGUUUCUCUCCUCCUUUCUGAUGGAUCGAUUCGGCAGAAGAGUGUUGCUAAUCGUGUCGUGCGUCGGUGUAGCGACAUCCAUGUGCAUGUUGUCGCUCGAGUUUCAACUGUUGAACUUUGGUUUCCAGCCAGAAACAGUGGAAGGUGUGUCGAUAUUCGCCAUGCUUUUCUUUUACAUUAGCGCGUUCGGUGGCAUCAUUCCUGUACCAGCGACGAUUCUCAGCGAAAUCUUUCCGUCACACUUGAAAUGUUACGCCGCGUGCAUCACCAGUUGCACGAGCGCCAUAUUUGGCUUCAUUUCCACCAGUACUUACCUACCUUUGCUUCAUCUAAUGACCGAACGAUAUGUGUUUUUCUUCUACGGUUUCUGCUUGCUAACAGCUAUACCGUUCACGUUGUUCUGUGUACCGGAGACUAAAGGAUUGACUUUGCAAGAGAUUCAAAGUCAAUUGAUAGAUAAGAAAUAGAUCUGUCGUAAACAUUUGAACGUCACGAUCACACGCAUCGUGUGAUCCCGAAUACUUGUUUCUACUACUUUUGAUGCUUUAAUGUGACGAAGUAUUUUCAAAAAAAAAAAACUUUUCCUCGAAUUCGAUUAACGUGUUUAUUUGUUCAGUUUUCUUUUUUCUUUUUGUAUCAAUAAACAUGGAAGUUUGAGGAAAACGGAGCAGAAACUGUAAUCUGACGGAACUUGCUCUCCGAGGAUCGUCCAAGUUUGAUGGAUAUUUCAUUGGAAAGCAGAUUUCGAGGAAUUUCCAAGCAAAGAUUCGGAUAAUAGAAGGAACGGUCGCGAUGCCUGAUGUUCUUUUGCUUUCCGUUCUUCCCUUAACCGAGAAACGAUGUAGCUAUUUCUCUUCGGAGCGGACACUCGCCCUCGUAACGUCGACGAUGGAACUCGGCCAGUUUCAUAUUUUACAAGACGAUGCUUCAACCACGCUGGCUGGCUGGCUAUGCCAACCGCGUUAAAGUUGCCACGCUCCCAUGACGGCACCGUUGAAAAUUCUACACCAUCUUAUCUCGCUCGGGUCACUGCACGAUGAUUUGCCCAUUGAUGACGUUAUAAACGUCCGAGCGUCAAUAAAAAUUUACGAUUCAUUCUUCUUUUCUGUCCGACUACGCGCUAACCUCACGAUAUCGAUCCACUAGAACUGCACGAGUUCCCAAAAUUACGGGUACCUCUGAUCGACGAGUGAUCGAUCGAAUCUAAUGGUGGAAAAAAUUUUAAUCGCUCAAAAUGAAUAAUUGCAUCAUGCAUAUUGUUGACAUUUUAUGCGAUACAGUACCUACGAUUACUAUUUACAGUAACGUUUAUCAAAUAAACAAAUUUAAUAUUUA
Messenger RNA from Osmia lignaria (orchard mason bee), 2374 nucleotides. The record is from RefSeq and is a predicted model, not a curated record. Lineage: Eukaryota; Metazoa; Arthropoda; Insecta; Hymenoptera; Megachilidae.